This is a messenger RNA of Eriocheir sinensis (Chinese mitten crab), 4014 nucleotides long. RefSeq lists its product as uncharacterized. The transcript is spliced from 8 exons. The record is from RefSeq and is a predicted model, not a curated record. NCBI's taxonomy places the organism in Eukaryota, Metazoa, Arthropoda, Malacostraca, Decapoda, Varunidae. Bases 147 to 3935 code for a protein of 1262 amino acids.
GUUAUAGCUAUCUGUCUAUCUAUCUAUCUAUUUCUUCGUCAUCAAUUCUGUCUAUCUCUAACUUUGCGAACGAGGAACAAUGUCACUAAUCUUAAAGUAAAUUCAGACUGCACCAAAUUUUUCUUCCCCAACGUUGUAGUGCGGUAAUGGAACAAGCUUCCCGGUGCCUCCCUUCAGUGGUCCAGUGUAACACGACUGACUCCUUUAACAAGUCUUUCUCUGCCUCUGUGGUGGAUAGUGGAGUGUUUCCCAUGUGGUAUUGGUGUGCUGGAUAUCCCUUCACUGGUAGCCUGGUAACAUACACUCCCAGGUCUUUCUCUGCCUCUGUGGUGGAUAGUGGAGUGUUUCCCUUGUGGUAUUGGUGUGCUGGAUAUCCCUUCACUGGUAGCCUGGUAACAUACACUCCCAGGUCUUUCUCUGCCUCUGUGGUGGAUAGUGGAGUGUUUCCCAUGUGGUAUUGGUGUGCUGGAUAUCCCUUCACUGGUAGCCUGGUAACAUACACUCCCAGGUCUUUCUCUGCCUCUGUGGUGGAUAGUGGAGUGUUUCCCAUGUGGUUUUGGUGUGCUGGAUAUCCCUUCACUGGUAGCCUGGUAACAUACACUCCCAGGUCUUUCUCUGCCUCUGUGGUGGAUAGUGGAGUGUUUCCCAUGUGGUAUUGGUGUGCUGGAUAUCCCUUCACUGGUAGCCUGGUAACAUACACUCCCAGGUCUUUCUCUGCCUCUGUGGUGGAUAGUGGAGUGUUUCCCAUGUGGUAUUGGUGUGCUGGAUAUCCCUUCACUGGUAGCCUGGUAACAUACACUCCCAGGUCUUUCUCUGCCUCUGUGGUGGAUAGUGGAGUGUUUCCCAUGUGGUAUUGGUGUGCUGGAUAUCCCUUCACUGGUAGCCUGGUAACAUACACUCCCAGGUCUUUCUCUGCCUCUGUGGUGGAUAGUGGAGUGUUUCCCAUGUGGUAUUGGUGUGCUGGAUAUCCCCUCCCAAGGUGCAGAACUUUACAUUUUUCUUCAGUGAAUUGUAUCAGCCACUUUUUGUUCCAUUCCUGUAGCUUGGUGAGGUCUUCUGGUGGGAAAUUCUCCGUUAAGGAAUUAGAGAGAGAGAGAGAAAUUCAUCUGUGCCAUCUACCAUACCAUCUGACACACCUGUCCUCUGUGGUGGCAAAGCUCACACACACAUACGCACGCACGCACCAGCACACGUCAGCCCUUCUACAGACGAGGGUGAGGGAGGAGGGAGAGAAAGCCAAGGCAGUGAGGGAGGUAUUGGAGGAGGUGGAGAGAGCGUCUUCCUUCCUCCACGCAAAAUUGGAGGAAAAAUUAACGAAGAGUUCCCUCCAUCAAGACACGGCCUCCUCCAUGCUGAGAGAGAUACAACAAAUGGAAAAGCGAGUUGGUAAGGUAGGAGGAGGAGGAGGAGGAGGAGGAGGAGGAGGGAAGACUAGUGAAGAAGAAGGAGGAGGAGGAGGAGGAAGAGGAAGAGGAGGAAUAUCUCUCUCUCACUCAUCUCCUUCCUCCUCCUCCUUCUCUUCUUCCUCUCCUUAUACAAGUCUUGAAGAGAGAGAGAGAGAGAUAGAGAGAGAGACAGAGAGAGACAGAGAGAGAGAGAAUUUGACCAAUGAGACAGAGACUUACAAAGAACCACAUAAUUUGACAGCUGGGACAGAGAAUUUGACAGCUGGUACAGAGACAGAUGGACAGGAAACACAGAAUUUGACAGCAGGGGCACAGAAUUUGACAGAGAAAGAGAAAGAAACACAAAAUUUGACACUUGGGGCACAGAAUUUGACAGGUGGGGCACAGAAUUUGACAGGUAGGGCACAGAAUUUGACACCUGGGACAGAUACGGACAAAGAGACACAGUAUUUGACAGCUGGGACACAGAUUUUGACAGCUAGUACAGAGAAAGGCAAAGAAAAACAAAAUUCACCAUCUGGGGCACAGAGGAACAGGCGUGAGACAGAGGAUGUGACAGAGAGAUGGACAGCAACUCUAGAACGCCAUAGAUUUGAGACAGAGAGGUACAGAGAAAACCUAGGCAGGAAAUAUGGCUUUGGAACACUGAUGUACGGUAUAGCAAGCCCGGAGAGGUACAGAUUUGGGGCACAGACGUCUAGCAAUAUGGGUCCUGAGGUACAGAAUUACACCCAUGUCUCUGUUACACAAGAUACAGAGAAUUCAAUGCCAAGAGAUAGUUCCAGGGCAGAGAAUUACACAGAUCUUUGCCACACUAGCGAUACACAGAAAUUUAUGCUAGAAAGAGACAGUUCUGGGCUAAAAACUUCCACUAAUUUCUCUGCCACACAAAGAACAAAGAAUUUUAGGCCAGAUAGAGAUUGUUUUGAGUUAGAGAAAUUCACAGAUCUUUGCCACACUAACGAUACAGAUAAUUUUAGACCAGAAAAAGACGGUUCUGUGCUAAAGACUUAUACUAAUUUCUCUGCCACACAAGGAACAAAGAAUUUUAAGCCAGAGAGAGAUAGUUCUGAGCUAGAGAAAUACACAGAUCUUUGCCACACUCAAAAUACUACCCCCAAUUCAAGACCAGAGAGACACAGUUCGGGGCUGGACACAUACACUCAUCUGUGCCACACUGAAAACAGACCCAGUGGUAGACCAGACAGACACAGCUCGGGGCUAGAAUCAUACUCACGUCUGUGUCACACCCAAGACACAUCCAGUCCACAGAGGUACAGUUCUGGGGUAGAGAAAUGCAGUUUAAAUCAGUAUACCUUCAUCUGGGACAAAGACGCAGUUGGCAGGAGUAUCUCAGAGCCCGAUUGGUACACAGACGCGACACAGAAGUACACCUGUGGGCUAGAGAGGUCAAAUUCCAGCCCGGGGAAGUACAGUAGCAUUGAGGCACAGAGGGAGGGGAGUGCGGCAGAGAAAUUGAGUCUCAGGACACAGAUUUUGGCUUCCGCGGUACAGAGGUCGAAUUCUACCCUUGAAAAGUACUUCUAUGAGGCACAGAAACCGAGGGAAGACACAGAGAAGGGGGCGUUUUCAGCUGUGACACAGAAUCUAGGGACAGAGGGGUCGUGGUUAUGGGCAACGGAAAGCGAUGGUUUGACCACUGGGACACAGAAUCUAGGUCUUGGGACAGAGAAUUUGGACUUGUGGGCAAAGAAAAGCGAUGAUUUGACCAGUGUGGCACAGAAUUCGACCUCAGGGAUGGAGAAAUUGAUUUUUGAGGCACAGAGCUCAGGUUUUGGGGCCACUGCGACACAGACAGAGGCUUUAGGAGCACAGAAACAAGACGCAACAGACUUUGAGACAGAGAAAUUAGACGCUGAUACACAGAAAUCUAGUUAUGUGACACAGACCCAGAGCUUUGAUGCACAGAAUGGGACAGAGAGAGCACAGACAACACUCACUAACCAAUCUAACCUGACAUAUGCGCCACAGAAAUCAAGUUAUGUGGCACAGACCCAGGAUUUUGAUGCACAGAAAUUGAGUUUUGCGACACAGCCUCAGAACUCCAAUACACAGACCGAUACACAGACAACCAGUGACCAAUCUAACCCAAAAUAUGCGUCACAGAAAUCCAGUUCCGCGACACAGACCCAAGAUACCGAUGCACAGAAAUUACCUUAUGCAACACAGACCCACAGAAAUGCACCCCAGGAAGGACCCAGCGCCACAGACACCCUCCCAGACACCACAGACGGCACCACAGAUACCCAAGUCUUUGCCACACUGAGAUAUGGGACUGGGGGAUUUGACUUAGAGAAUCGAAUCGCUUUACUGAACGCCUGUCUCUCUUCUCUCAAGGCGAUGGAGGAGGGACUGAAGGAGGAAGGAAGAGGAGGAAGAGGAGAAGAGGAGGAGGAGGAGGAAGAGGAGGAGGAGGAGGAGGGAAGAGGAGAUAUGGAGGGGAAUUUAACGUGUGAUUCUCUGUUACAAAUUUUUACGAAAGCUGUGAAUGUUUUGGGAGAGAUUUAGAGAGAGAGAGAGAGAGAGAGAGAGAGAGAGAGAGAGAGAGAGAGAGAGAGAGAGAGAGAGAGAGAGAGAGAGAGAGAGA